CCGAACUCAACGAUUGGGCCGUUUGUAAUAAAUCUAUAUACCUCCUUAUACCACUGUUAAUUUGGGCACGAGCAGAUAUUGAUAUCCGCAACAGAUUCAUCGUCCAUACUGAUACCUUUUCACCAGAUCACUUAUCACCAUAGCACCUGAGCCUUAGUCGUAUUUUGACUCUGUAAAUUGUUUCGCCUGUUAGUCCACGCCUCAUUCCAACCAACGACCAUACGUAAGUCAGAACCGUCUACUCCUCAAAGUUCAAGCAACAUAUCUUCCACAAUGACCGAUUUCGACACAACUAGCUACUUCAACUUCGAUACUGCCGAUGACUUCUUGUACAGCGUCUCAGGCACGCUUGGAGGCGGCAACAACAACAUGAAUAACAUCAGCCACAAUAUUAGUAACCUUAAUGGCGAUGUCAAUAACAAUAUUAACGUCAACGAUAUACAGAUGAAUCCCACGUUUUCUCCGAUUUCAUCAGGCGACGAGUCGUUCAACAAUAGUAGUACCAACACCAUAACGCUAAAUGACAAUGAGGUAUUCAACGAUAUCCUCCAGAAAAGUGACGAGUUCCAGACAAGCUCUGUUUCAACUACGUCGUACUCGCAAGGGGGCAUAACUCCUGAGAGCCAUCCUGCAAUGAGCUCAACCCACACUUCGCCAGACGCUCCGCAAGACGAAGAUGAAGACGACGAAGACGACAACGAGAGCGCUUCUGGAAGCGGUUCCAAGCGUCACGCUUCUUCCAACAAGAAACGCAACAAAGUCACUAAGCCAAGGGCCAAAGACAAGACUUCGCACAAUAUGAUUGAAAAGAAGUACAGAACGAAUAUAAAUUCCAAGAUUUUGGCGCUUAGAGACGCCGUGCCUUCUUUGAGAAUCGCAGCUGGAGGUAAGGACGUGUCCAUCAACGACUUGGAAGGAUUGACUCCAGCCUCCAAAUUGAACAAAGCCAGUGUCUUAACCAAAGCUACUGAGUAUAUUAAGCAUUUGGAAAACAAGAACGAAAUAUUGAAGCUGCAGAACUUGCAGUUGCAGCGGUUAAUCCAGGAAGCCAAUCUUCGUCCUCCUGUCCAGCAAUACCAGCCUCCUCCUCAACAACAGCAAGGAUUUGGCUUCUUCCCUCCAGGAAACGAACGAAGAUAUACGGCUGUUCCAAUCAACCAGAGCUACAGUAAUGAAAAUGAACAACAAGCGCAACAACAAUCACAGCAACAACAGCAGCAACAACAACAACAACCAGCGAACAAGUUCUUAUUUGGUGGUAUGGCUGCAGUGAUGGGAACGUCACUUUUCGCCGGUGGGGGUACUAAUGACUUCAAGAGUUUGGGUGCCUUGCCGUUCGCACAUUUGCUUCCAUACGCAGUUACUCAUCCUUCGCCGCUUGCCUUACAAAUUUGGGGCUUGCUCAAGUUCUUGUUGGUAGUGGGAAGCUUGGCUACCUUAAUAAUACCUAAAAUCAGAGAAUACAUGGACGACAAGGACAAGAAAGUGAAACAACAACAAACUGAAGAUGGCGUAUGGAAGACUUGGCUCUUGGUUACUUUGGGUUUCCGUAUGCCUACCACUUUGAACAAGAGGAGAAAGGAAGAAAUCUUACUGACAGUAAUAGGCAGAUCUGUGAUCCGCGGAGCGUGGUCUAAAUUAUUCGAGGACUACUUAGUGUUAUCUGCCAGUGAAGCCACAUUUGAAAACUGUUUCUUGAAUUUGUUGAUCGGAAAGCUAUUGAUUUCUAAGUAUCCGAUCCUCGAAAAGGUUUUCAACCGCAACAUGUGUAUAAAGGGGUCCUUGAUCUUGAACUUAGACUAUAAAGGUGACAAUGAGUCAUUGAAGAAGUUGAAUACUUUAAUAGGAAAGAUUGAUGGCUUGUCAUUGCUAGGCUCUGAAUCAUUAAUUGCUAGAUUAUCCAAUUUGGUUGAACAAAAUACCAUUAACAAUGGAGUUAUAGACGGCCAGAAUCUUGUGAAGUAUGCCGAAUUGUACCAAGAUAAUGCCGGAGACUUCUACGGUAUUGUUGUGAACUGGAGAUUGUUGGAGAUCAUCCACCAGUUGGUUUUGAGCUACUUAACAAACCUCAAUGAUGACCAGUCGGAAAUUUUCAAAGAUUUAAAGAUCAUAGACAAUUUGGUUGAUAACCAAGACUCCAGAAUUUACAAUUACUUUACGUUGUUCAAAACUAUUGUUAACUCAAACGAUUCAGCAACUUUGUUGUUGUCGAUGAGCAAGCAAGUUAAGAGGUAUUUGCAAAAUUUUAAAUUCAUUAUUGAAGGACCAGAAUUGACUGACCACGAAUUGUACAACACUUCUGAUGAAGAUGAAGAUGAAACCGAAGAGAACGAGAGAUCACUGAAGCCUAUUGAAAGUACUGUUACGACUUUGAGAUCGCAAAAAUCAUUGAUAUCGUCCUUGGGCUUGGUCAACGAAGAGCAAGUGAUUGUUCUUGCAUCCAGUUUGACUUUAUACUACUACAAGAAUGAAGAACCUGAAAAUGCUCUCAAGAUGUUGAAUUACUUGAAGUUAUCGUCAGAUACUAAUUUAACUAUGUUAAGUUUUUCGUCCUUGAUAACGUUGAUCAACGAAGUUAUCCCCGGUCCAUUUGAAGACAAUGAUAUUUUGGAUAAUUCAAUUAGAAUUGUAAGAUCGUGGCUCAAUGAAGCUAAAUUCUUAGACCACAAGUUGAGAUCCAAAUUGAAUGAAAUUAUUGUUAACAAGGCUAUGGUGCUAAACGGAAUUGAAGGUAACGAAUCCGAAGAUGAAUGAGGUCAAGAAAAAAAAAACUUUCUUAGAUUCCACAUGCUUUACGAAGAUGUGUUAUGAGGGGAGAAGUUUAUGUAUUGCGUUUGAUUUUCUAUAUAGAAUUUAUUUAUUCAUUUGAACAAUAAACAUAAUAUUAC
Messenger RNA from Scheffersomyces stipitis CBS 6054, 2888 nucleotides. RefSeq names its product Cph2p (gene CPH2). Gene Ontology annotation, molecular function: protein dimerization activity. The coding region runs from base 274 to 2754 and encodes 826 amino acids. The transcript is spliced from 4 exons. Lineage: Eukaryota; Fungi; Ascomycota; Pichiomycetes; Serinales; Debaryomycetaceae. The record is from RefSeq and is a predicted model, not a curated record.